Medioppia subpectinata is the source of this 4038-nucleotide messenger RNA. The record is from the annotation of a GenBank genome assembly. Lineage: Eukaryota; Metazoa; Arthropoda; Arachnida; Sarcoptiformes; Oppiidae.
AUGAAUAUUGAGAUCACAAACUUAUGUCCAGAAGUGCACAACAAAACACACAAUAACGAGCCCUUAAGCCAUUCGCCAUACGCUUUAAGUCCGGCCUACCAUUCAAUUGAUCCACAAUUGACCAAACAUUCACUUCUUGACGACAAGCGAUCGAUUCGAACGAUUCAUUUAUUAGGAAAGUCAUCGACAUAUCACCCAUUCGUGAUGGAUAUGACAUACGUUACCGAAAGGAUUAUUGCCCUCACAUUUCCCGACUCGGGAACGAGUGGCACAUAUCGGGCCAAUUUGAAAGACGUGGUGCAGAUGUUGCGCACCAAACACAAGAGCAAAUACAUGGUGUUUAAUCUAAGCGAACGGCGCCACGAUUUGAACAAGCUCAAUCCAAAUAUAAUGGAGUUCGGUUGGCACCACAAUCUGGCCCCACCUCUGGAGCGUCUGUGCGCUAUUUGCAAAGCCAUCGACUCGUGGCUCACGUGUGACGGACAACACGUGGCGGUCAUCCACUCGAAGGGCGACAACGGCCGGACCGGUGUUGUGAUCGCGGCUUUUAUGCACUACACAGAUAUCUGUGCCACCGCUGACCAGGCGCUCGACCGGUUUGCUAUGAAACGAUUUUACGAUGAUAAAUUGGAUCAAUACAUGCAACCAUCACAGAAAAGAUAUAUACAAUACUUUUCUGGACUACUUUCUGGUGGAAUCAAAAUGAAUAACAGCCCACUAUUUCUUCACCACAUUAUCAUUCAUGGGAUACCAAACUAUGACCAAAGAGGCGGCUGUCGGCCAUUCCUCAAGAUAUACCAAGGAAUGCAAACCAUACACAGGACUGGCAUUUAUUCUUCCGACAGUCGAACGAAACGGAUAUUUAUUUUAUUGAAUCCGAGUCUUCAGAUGAGAGGCGAUAUACUAAUCAAUGAUGCCAUUACUCCCGUCAUCGAUGAGGCCCUUCACGACUCAAUUGUCAAAUGGGAUUCCUAUGAGAACUUUGAUUUGGCGCCCGAAGACAAACCCGACCCACUAUUGGACGCGUUCGCCGCCGAACUCAACAAUCCGUCCCACACUUACGGCCCAAUCGAUGGCAGCCUUUACGCCACUGUUGCCAAACCUCCGGUCAGUAAGAAAUCUCCGGUCACUUUCUCGCUGCCGAGUAAUGGCGGCUCCGCUGACAACGCCAGCGAUGACGGCCCGCACACAGUCAGCAUAGACUCCGGCAUAUCGUCCACCGUUUCGGGUAAUCCUCAUCAUCACAAUCCCGGACACGGAGGCCAUACGAACGGCGGCGGUUCCAGUGGAUACCCCUCUCCUAUCAAUGUUGUUGAGGUGGAAGUUCAUCACCAGAACGGCGACGACAGACAUCAUAACAGGCCCUCCACUCAAGAGCAGCAGGAUUUGGAUGAGUUAUUGAGCGGAAUGCUGGAGCAGAUACAGUCGUUUCCAGACCAUCCGAGUGCCACCACUGGACGCAAAACCAGUUCAGUCACGAGUCAGGACUCGUCGCCCAGCGCUCAUCAAUACUCGUCGAUAUCACGUACGCCGACCGCCACUACUCCCAGCGUUAGGCAAAGCGAUUAUAUGUCACCGAAAGCUCUGUUCAUGAAUGGCGGGAACCCAAGCGGUGGCCAAACCACUAGUCCAGACGUAAUCCAAACCCGAUUCCUGACGAAACCCAUAUCGCAAAGCAGUUCGGACGACAAGAAGCCGUAUCGGACACCGCCGGGCAGUCAGCCCUUUUCGUACGGCGUGACCGCCAACUCGCCGGCCCUUCAACGCCGUCGAGUGUUCUCCGAAUCGACCGCUUAUGUGACCGAAAAUUUAGUGCCAAAAGCGGUGGCCGACGACCGCGACAUACGGCCAGACAUUGACGACGUGUUCAGCGAUUACGCCUCGUCUUCAUAUCAGGAGACGUACAGCGAAGACGGGACUCCUCUCACUUGGCUUCAGAGGCAACAAAUGAAGCUUAAGAACAAACACGAGGGACAGGGUAUGCGCGAACGGCACUGGAAAGAGCAGCGCCUGAUGCAAGAGCUGAAGAGUGUGGCCAAACGGAUCCCAUCGCAAGACUCGUCAUCUAGAGAGUCAUCGCCACCCUAUUCACAGCCCCUACACAUCAACACUAAUGGCAAGUCGUCGACCGCUUACAGGGCCAGCACUCCCACAUCACCCCAAAUCCCGGAGCGAACGUCCAGUAAAAAUGUGUGGCAAACACCCGAACGUCCGCUUCAGCGCCAAAAGUCUGACAACUCGUACGACAGGGAGCGGCCGUUUGUGGCCGUCCAGAGGGCACACCAGACGGCCCAACACCAUAUGUCGGGCGAUGACUCCGCGCGGCCAACACCGCAACAAAUAGCCGCCUCGUCGUCGCUCUACGGAACUGUCUAUCCUUAUAGUCAACAUCACGUCUAUAUGCCUAACGCCAGGGAUGGCCUCCUUAUGCAGACACAGGCUGUCGAUGAAGUGGAUUCUGUGCGACCCAAACACUCUACUCCUUCCUAUAAAAGCGCUACCGUUGAAGCACCGACUUCUUGGUCGCCGUCAUUUGUAAGUAGUAGUAGUCCUAACUCUGACCGACCGGAGACCCCAGGAUUCCCUAUAAUUCCGGGCACACCGUAUGUCAACCAAUCACUCAACAGAAGUCCACCACUAUUUAGGAAGGGAACUCAAAGCCCCCAAUAUAUGAAUGGACAAAACCAGAGCAGAGACUCUCAGCCCGAAUCGCCCGCGGGUUCUGUAUAUUACGGUCAGUCCCAGAGGUCGAGCCUAUUAUCCCUCAACGAGUCGGAGGUCAUAACACAGGCCCCGAUAUUCAUUAGAGACACUUCCAGUUAUUGGUAUAAACCAAACAUAUCUCGCGAAGAAGCUAUAAAUAUACUGCGAGACAAACAGAGCGGCACUUUCAUAGUACGGGACAGUCACUCAUUUCCGGGUGCUUUUGGAUUGGCGCUCAAAGUCGCUACACCGCCGCCUAAUGUCCAAACGAAAACAGGUGACAUAUCCAGCGAAUUAGUCCGUCAUUUCCUCAUUGAACCCACGCCUAAAGGGGUUAGACUUAAGGGCUGUCCCAAUGAACCGACGUUUGGCAGUCUGUCUGCGCUCGUAUAUCAACACUCAGUUACACCGAUGGCUCUCCCGUGCAAACUAAUUAUACCGGAUUCGGAUCCGUCCGGUGAGCCAACUGUGGACUCAAUCAUAAGCAGUUUGGGAACGGAAUCGCCGGCCAAUAUCCUAUCAGAAGGCGCCGCAUGUAAUGUACUGUAUUUGGUUACUGUGGACAUGGAAUCGUUGACAGGACCUCAAGCACUGCGAAAAGCCAUUAAAGAAUUGAUGGCAAUGAGACCCCAACCCAUGCCUACUGUUGUUCACUUCAAAGUGUCCAAUAAAGGGGUCACUCUUACGGACAACAAUCACAGACUAUUCUUCCGACGCCACUAUCCGUUGAUAUCGAUUAGUUUCUGUGGAAUAGAUCCCGAUUGUAGGCAAUGGAAGCAUCAGUUCGAGGGAAUCCCUGUGCCAUCCGUAUAUGCUUUGGAUUCGUUGCGCGUAAAACGGGCAGCAAAACUGACAACCAGUGCCACGUGUUCGCCGAGUUCGACGCCGACCAACCGGCCUCUGCUAUCUAUAUGCUUUGGAUUCGUUGCGCGUAAAACGGGCAGCAAAACUGACAACCAGUGCCACGUGUUCGCCGAGUUCGACGCCGACCAACCGGCCUCUGCUAUCGUUAACUUUGUAAACAAAGUUAUGGCAACCAAUCCAUCCCUACAACAGACCAGAUCUAACUUAUUGUAAACAUAGAGACAAACACUAUAUAUAUAGAGAUAUGUAUUGAGAACGAAAUGAAUGCACAGAAUCUCUCGGAGGUAUACCUCAUGUGAACAAAACGGCCGAAACCGGAACCGCCCUUCGGAGUGCAGCUGUCGGAGUGUUAUCGGGUGCUAAACAGCACCCAAUGAUCCAUACGAUUAAUAUAUUGAUAUUAUUUCUCUCUUUUUUUGUUAUUCACUAUAUUUUGUGUAUAAAAGAAUUCAUACAAACAUAAAAGUGCCU